Messenger RNA from Trifolium pratense (red clover), 1577 nucleotides. Its product is annotated as protein POLAR LOCALIZATION DURING ASYMMETRIC DIVISION AND REDISTRIBUTION-like. The transcript is spliced from 3 exons. Gene Ontology annotation, biological process: asymmetric cell division. The record is from RefSeq and is a predicted model, not a curated record. NCBI's taxonomy places the organism in Eukaryota, Viridiplantae, Streptophyta, Magnoliopsida, Fabales, Fabaceae. The coding region runs from base 146 to 1261 and encodes 371 amino acids.
AGGGAAUAUAGUAGUUAGGGAACAAAGAACCAAAAAGUUCCCUCCAAAAUCCAAACCUGCCUCUCUCUCCUAAAACACCACCUUUUGAAGUUGAACCGAUCACUAUCAUCAUCGAAUUUAUUGCUCUUUCACAGUGCCAUCAAAUAUGAAGCGCUUCUUCUUUAAAUCCACCAAUCCCGCCACUCUCUUUCCUCACUCUUCCCAUAACCGUCGUCACUUACGUGUUGCCGAUAUUCUUCUCGCCGACGAAGAUAACGACGCCGUUGACUUCAUGGAUGACGUUCAUCAAACACCAUCGGACGAUUCUCAUCGUCCGACUAAAUGCUAUUCGCCUGGCUGGCUUCUUGCUAGAUUGUUUGCAGCGCUCAAGCCGAAUAAGAAGCGACGAAUUCUUAAACGCCGGGAGAAGAUACCGUCGACGCCGAUCGUCAGUGAAUCGAAAGGCGGCGAGGAAGAGUCGAGACAGUUAGAUUGGAAUGAUACAUCUUUUAAGCUAGGAGUUGGUUGUGGUUUGUUAUAUGUGGUAGCGGCGACUAAAAAUGAGCUUAGCAAGAUGGUUGGGUUGCGAAAAGAAAUGGAAGCAAUUCUUCGAAACAUGAAAGGGGAACUUGAAAUUAAAGAUGUAGUUGUUAAGUCAUUGAAACAAUGUGAUGAUGUUCUUGCCUGUUCCGUUACUGAUAUUCGAGAAGUUUCCUGUUCUAAUAGUCACCCUUCAGUUCAUUCACUAAAACCAUAUGUUCAGCCGGAGUUGAAAAGUAACGUGGUGAUUAGUAAUCGUUAUGUAGAUUAUAACAUAAGUGAACAAGGUGAAUGUGCAGAAAUAAAUGAGCUUCAGGCGGAAUUUGAGUAUGAGUUACAACGGUUGCAGGUUUAUUUGGAUGGAGAAGAUGCAUUUGAAGAUGCACAACAAGAAAGAGUUGAGGUUGCUGCUAACGACUCUAAUGUGAAAAGCGAAAGUUUAAGUUUUGGUGAAAUAAUAAUGGAACCUCAAGAACCAAGUUAUGAUAUGUCAUCUGGGGUCUCUCCAGUUGAACUGGAGAGAAGAUUGCAUGAACUACUUGAAGCAAGACUCGAAGAACGGAUAAUAGAGCUGGAGUCCGCUUUAGAAUAUGCCACACAAAAGCUCAAUGAGAAGGAGAUAACAAUUAAUUGGUGGGAAGACACUGCAAGACAUGUCCCGCACCAUGUUCCAGAAACUUCUCGAUUUACUUUCCCGCUUGAUCCUGAGGCUGCUUUUAGGUUUAGUCAAGUUGUAGGAUAGCUUUUGAAAGUGUGAAGUUGAUUAAGGCACCAAAAUAUUGUUACUACAGGCUGUGCAGUUUAAUGACCUGUGCUUCAUUAUAUAGAUUCAAUUUUUUGGAUUUCUGGUUUAGUCUUCUGCAGUAAAUGGCCUAAGCACUCAAUUUUGAGGGGAUACAGAUGAAAGCUACUAGGAUGCACUGUAAAAUUUCUCUGGAUUUAGCAAUGAACACGCAAACUCAAGCUUUUGAUGCAUUGCAGCUAUUUGUAGAAAAUUCUAUAUAUUUAUCUUGUUUAAACAAAUUAAACGUAGUAGUAUAUAUAUUUCUUCACUGCUA